This is a messenger RNA of Nelumbo nucifera (sacred lotus), 2589 nucleotides long. RefSeq names its product BRCT domain DNA repair protein. The record is from RefSeq and is a predicted model, not a curated record. Lineage: Eukaryota; Viridiplantae; Streptophyta; Magnoliopsida; Proteales; Nelumbonaceae.
CAGUAUGCAAAUGCAAUCAUCCAUGUACAUGUUGCAGCGCUGGUUGGAAUUGGGCCACAAAACGAGGAAAAAAAGUUUCCCGGUGGUUCAUCAUUCAUACAAAUGGGAUGAGUGAUUCCUGUCAGCAGGGAGCCAGAGACGCGCCUUUUUGGAAUGGAAACCUAAAUAAAAGAGAAAAAAAGAAAAGGGGAGUGGGAAAAGCAUUUUGGGAGACCCAGUCUUUCUUUUUGAAGUGCUGUGUUUCUUGUCCGAUAUCUCUCGAAAUUCUUCAAAUUCCCUGACUUCCAAAUCUCCAAUCUCACGCAUACCUCGAAAAAGAAACAACAACAGUAGUGAUUUUCUUUUGGAAAGACCUGAGUUGUUUCUUUUGAAGGAAUUCGGCAGCGUUUUUUUCAUCUUCUCACUGCAAAGCGUAAAUUUGAUUUCACGAGCUUUUCGCCAUUGUUUGGCAUUUUGGGUGCUAUUUGGUAGCCGGUAGCCCUUCUGCCGAAGCUCUGUGAUGUUUGGUUUUCCUUUCUGAAGGAAGAAUGUCGAAGGGAGAACUUUUACGUAUUUGUUUCUGAAGAUGGUUGAGUACUUGUCCACAAAUUACACAAAGAGUUGCAUUAGAACUUUGAGAAGUAACCAUGGCUGGCAGUAGAGUUGAGGUGGUCAACAGCAAGGGUUGCUCGAGGCUGUUCGUCGGGUUUCCCUCUUCCCUGUCUUCUUUUCGAGGUUUGCAGUCCUUCGAGCCCAUGUCACCGGCUUCUUCUGUUAUGUCCGAGCCCAAGCUUCAAGCCAGUGGUCCCUUCUCUGGUUUGGUUAUAUGUGUUACUGGACUAUCCAAAGAAGCGAGGAAGCAAGUCAUGGCUGCAACUGAGAGACUAGGUGGUCAAUAUAGUCCUGAUUUGCAUCCCCAAUGUACUCAUCUGGUGGUACAGAGCUUUGGUGGACGUAAAUUUGAGCAUGCUCUGAAGCAUGGGUUGAAAAUGGGUCUCUUCAUAGUUACUCUGGGCUGGUUUUUGGAUAGCGUUAAGAGGAAUGUGAGAUUGAGUGAAUCACUUUACAGUGUAAAAAGUGUUGGAGAGCAUGGUUUAAAAGUCGAGGAUUUAAAUCGAGUUGUUGGGUUUGUUGGCGCUGAGAAUUCUUGUCUUCCUCUUGGAUUGCAUGAAGAUACUAAAAAAUCCAGUCAAACUCAGCAAAAACAUCAACCAUUUUUGGGAAAGGAGUCUGGUAAAAAUAGUGCAUCAGUUCUUGCUGGUCACUCUAUAUAUGUCGAUUCGGAUAUUUCAGAUGAUCUACGAAGCAAGGUCAUUGAUGCAGCUACUAGAGAAGGUGCUAUAUUUGUUGAUCACUGGUUCGUUGGUUGCAGUGUGAGUCAUAUUGUGUGUGAAGCACGGUCAAUCCAGAAGUAUAUUGGCCACACAAGCACUAUUGUUACGCCAUUAUGGAUUCUCAGAACAGCAAAAGAGAAUUAUGUGCAAAGGCUUGUACACUUGUCUGCUGACUUAGCCAGGCAGAUGGGCCUGAUCCUGGAAAGUCUUCAAAAUGGCAGUUCUGAGCAGGAAGCAAAUGGAGCCUGUGACCCUCAAGUUUCUCUGACUUCCCAGGAGAUUUCAGCACAAAGAAAAUGUAGAGAAAGCCUUGAAGAAAGGCAGCGAAGAGUAAACAUAGCCAAAGUUGGUAUUCGAAACCGCCGUGGUCGCCGUAUGCAGACAUGCCAGACUCCAAUACGCCCAAUAACCCCUAGCAGCCUUCUUGAUUCAAUCUGCUGGUCGAUAUCAGACCCAACUUCAGCUGCUUGUAUUUAUACGGACUCUUCUGGCUUUGAAGAUGUUAGCGAACAACACACCUCUGUGUUUUUUGAUGCAAGAGGGGAUGGGAGGGAUCCAGAAGCUUUGUUUGAGAAUUUCACCCGUCCGCUGAGAGAAAGUGAGAAGGCAGAGUUGAUAUUCAAAAAUCACUUUCUUACUAUACUGUUUCCAAUUGACCGAUUUGGUGAGAUGGGGCCUUCCUCUAGAACAUUCUUCAGCAGCAAUGGUUUCACAUGCUUGCAGGUGUUGAAACAUAUCUAUGCAUUUUAUCAGGAGAACAUGUCAGCAGAUGAGGUAGAAGCUGCAAUCCACACAGACUCUAGACAUGCUGAACGGCUACGAUCAGUCUAUGCCAGUAAAGAAACAAUAGAAUGUGGCGUUGUGCAAUUCAAACGAAUUGAUUUCUUGGGUAGUCGUAGAAGCUUUGAAAUGUUGAAGCGUGUUAGUGGUGAUAAUAACAACAAUGUGUAUGAGUUGUUGAUCAGAGCAUGACGUUGUUUUUGAAUUCAAAUUAUCUUCAUUUUCAAAGCCAAGAAUACAUGGCCUGCACUACUGGAGGACAGAAAUUGUACUGAUCCCAGUUGCACUUGUACGGUUGUACCACAACAAGAAAAAAAGACUGUGGAAGUUAAGAGACCUCCAUUUAUAUCAGAACUGAGAUAAUUUUGCUCCUGAAAUUCUGUAGAUUUGACAAAAUUGUUCAUGUAUGAUGAUUGUUGCUAGAGGUACCAGACUUCCACCGUUUGUUUGUGACAACUGUUCUGGUGUGCCAAUGGUACACGGGAUGUCUGAAAUA